CUACGUUCAGCAGUGCCAAUGAAGCUGCGUUGAUGAUUUGGCCGGUGUUUGCUGCUACUGCGCUUGCAGCUCUUGCUGAUGACAGCUGUGACGCGCAGAUUUUUUUGCAGAGCUUUGCCACGCAGGAGCGUCCUGCUGGCAUCUAUGACGCAGGUCCAGUCGCUAUGACGAACUUUGCUGGCCAAAUGCCCUCAGCAGUGAGUCCAAAAACAAGCUGCAGUCAGACGAGUUACUUGCCAUCGGCCAUUGAAAAGAAGUUCAAACUAAACGCGGUUCAGCUCACCAAAGAUCGACAUGUUUUGUGUGGAGCGUUGAAGGGCACAACCGAGGAGUGGCUUGCCAUGAACUUGAAGAAAACACCGGCGACGUCCAAGUCUGACAUUUUUUCGCAGAUUUGCCCCGGCCCCAUGGCGACAAAGCAGGUCAUAGAGCCUCUGGUUGGUUUACUCCGAGACCCCAGAUUUCUUUGCUUGAAAAAACCAGAGUUGUUUACAUUUUCAGUUGACUGGCUGGUUCUGGCAGACAAUAAAAGUUUCCCAUCUACAACAUCCAGCAAUUCGCGCCGUAUUUUCUUCGAUGCAGGUGGGUCGAGAUUUGUCGACGCUUUGAACUUUUUUGUCACCAAAUACGAAGAAAGAGGCAUUGAAAUGGACCAAAUUUAUGUUUGGGAGAUGGAGAAAAAGAAUGCUUCACAAUAUUGGGCUGGGACGCCUGAAGAUGUGCGGGCCAAGUGGGAGCCCCGCCUGACCUGGUACAAUGGUAUUCCUGUAUCGAUCAACGAAGGCGAUAUGCACAACCCUGUACAUCGCAUCCGUGAACUGUGUCGCAUGGGCGACUUUUGUGCGUUCAAAUUAGAUAUCGACACUCCGAAAGUAGAAGGCGCACUGGUUCAACAACUUCUUGAAGACCAUGGCCAUUUGACGGAAUUUUUCUUUGAACACCAUGUUCAAAGUCAUUUGAUGCACCUUUAUUGGCUCCGUGAUAUAAACUUUGACCAGAAUUUUGAACAUAGCUAUGAUCUCUUUUCAGCAUUGCGGGAGAAAGGUCUCCGUGCCCACUCAUGGAUAUAGGUACAAUUACAAUUGGCAACGUCGAAAGGUGUGAAA
Molecule: messenger RNA, 1106 nt
Organism: Cladocopium goreaui
Lineage: Eukaryota; Dinophyceae; Suessiales; Symbiodiniaceae
Source: the annotation of a GenBank genome assembly